This is a messenger RNA of Tarenaya hassleriana, 732 nucleotides long. RefSeq names its product gibberellin 20 oxidase 5-like. Lineage: Eukaryota; Viridiplantae; Streptophyta; Magnoliopsida; Brassicales; Cleomaceae. Gene Ontology annotation, biological process: flower development; response to light stimulus; gibberellin biosynthetic process. Gene Ontology annotation, molecular function: gibberellin 20-oxidase activity. The transcript has 2 exons. Bases 31 to 570 code for a protein of 179 amino acids. The record is from RefSeq and is a predicted model, not a curated record.
AGAAAAUUGUAUCAAAAGUAUUGUGAGUCGAUGAACCGACUGUCUCUUGAUUUGAUGGAGCUUAUGGGGACAAGCCUAGGUCUAAAGGACGAGAAGUACUACCGGAAAUUCUUUGAAGACGGUUGUGCAAUUUUCAGAUGCAACUAUUAUCCGCCGUGCAAGCAGCCAGACCGUGCACUUGGCACCGGUCCACAUCGUGACCCAACCGCCCUUACCAUCCUGCAUCAGGAUGGUGUGAGCGGUUUGGAGGUCUUUACUCAAGGCAUUUGGCGAACUGUCCGUCCAUAUCCAGGAUCUUUUGUUAUCAAUCUCGGCGAUCUCUUCGUGCCAAUGUCAGAGGGAAAGUACAACAGUUGUUUACACAGAGCAGUGUUGAACAAAGACACAGUGAGGAAGUCAUUGGUAUUCUUCAUUUUUUCGAGGAAGGACAAACUCAUCGUACCACCUGAGGAACUUGUGUCUGGUGACUCUAGGAACUAUCCGGAGUUCACUUGGUCCGAUUACCAAAAGUUCGUCGUAAGUAAAUAUCGGCUACUUCUUCUGCCGAAAAGGCGGUGGUCGAGGAGUUAAUGAACAACAACUUGAUGAAUGUUUCAAGUCCUAUCUAUGUGUUUUAUCAGUAUUUUUCGUCAUUUCCUCAACAAUGUUGCAUCUCUCUUUGUCGUUUUCGUGCAAGUCAAGGUAGUUGAGACCCUUUUAUUUGUACUUUUAAUAAAAAAAAUUUCUGCCGUU